Molecule: messenger RNA, 705 nt
Organism: Triticum aestivum (bread wheat)
Lineage: Eukaryota; Viridiplantae; Streptophyta; Magnoliopsida; Poales; Poaceae
Exons: 6
Coding region: 2-595 (197 amino acids)
Source: RefSeq, a predicted model, not a curated record
CAUGACAGAUCGGGAAGGAGGAGAGCUCCCAGGAAGAGAAGAACGAAGAGGAAACGCACAGAUCACAGACGGGGAUGAACCUACUGAUCACGAAAAAGCUGAAGACCAUGAUCCACAGGAGAGGAGCAUGAUGAGGGCAGUGAUUGAAGAGGAUCUACUGAGAUUAUCACAGGAAGAACUCAUACUGAAUGAAUCAUUUUCUUUCACUGCGCUCCUUCAUUCCGACAUUAUAUACAAGGUACAUUCAGCAGAUGGAUCUAUGAACAUUGCUGAAACUAUGUACGAAAACUCCAGGAGCAAAACAAAUGACAGUAUCAUCACAACAAAUUAUGGCCAUACAAUGGAGGCAGACUUGCAUCUAGAAAUGCCAGUGGCCGAAGAUGGGGCAGGAGAAUCCGAUCCAUGGGACACAAACUUGAACGACAACAUCAAUCUGCAACAGGAGCCUAAAGAAGCUGAUCCCAGUGUAGCACCGACUAACAUGAACUCUAGUACAGGCAGGGACGAAGAAGGAAAAAAAGAACCAGAACACUCACUACAACAAGAGGGAGAAGAUGAAUUCCUGGACGAAGAAGACAUUGAAAGAUUCCUGUAAAAUGAAGAAGAAGCUGCAUCAGAGGGGAAUCUGAUGAACACUAGCAGUAAUUUCAAGCCUCAAUUAGGCAUGCAGUUCAAAACAAAGGAAGAAGCUCAGGAAUAUUUCAA